This is a messenger RNA of Lactuca saligna, 2490 nucleotides long. The record is from the annotation of a GenBank genome assembly. Lineage: Eukaryota; Viridiplantae; Streptophyta; Magnoliopsida; Asterales; Asteraceae.
AUGGGCCACAACUUGGAGACUCGAUCGUUGAUGGAUGAAAUUAGAAGCUUCGAUAGGAAUGGAGGUUUCUUCGAUUUAGGUCAUCCUCUUCUCAAUCGUAUGGCCGACAGCUUCAUCAAGGCCGCCGGUAUUGGAGCAGUCCAGGCAGUGUCACGGGAGGCAUAUUUCACUGUAACCGAAGAUGGAAAUUCGACCUCCUUCCCUGCUACCCAGAGGAAACAUCACUUGUCGGAACUCAAAGGAGAAACCAACAAGAAAUCUGUUGAAGCGUUGGUUAAAAGCACAGGGAAAGAGUCUCUGCAAUGGGGUCUUGCUGCUGGGAUGUAUUCAGGCGUUACAUAUGGAUUAAAAGAAGCUCGAGGAGUUCAUGAUUGGAAAAACAGUGCGAUGGCAGGAGCGAUCACUGGUGCAGCUUUAUCAUUAACGUUUGAUGAUUCUUCUCAUGAACAGAUUGUGCAUGCUGCCAUCACAGCAUCAUUUCCUUUGCCUAAUGAUGAUGAUAGAUGUGAGACAAAUAAUGAUUUUGGAUUUGAUGAGCCCAACUCAGAGUGUAGUAGUGAGCCAUUAAGCAAUAUUUGGGUUGAUUCUGAUGACGCAAGUGACACUUCGGUUGUGAACUUUAUGAAUGUUGGAAAUAUACGGGAUGAUGAUAUAGAAGAUUUAAAGGACAACACUCAUAUAGAUUUUUGGAAGGAAUUCGAAAACAAAAUUAGAUGUAGCACAUUCCAAACUGGGGAUUUAACCAAACCCGAUAAAGCCAUUGACGGAAUCUUUGGAUCCGGUCAACAAGGACUCUCUGUAAUUGUGCAGCUUUCUUCACAAGGGAUCGCUCCAGCUGAACUCCUCUUCACCUCUACCCUACUCCAUCUACAACGACUCCUUAAAUUUACAAACCCUAGUCCAGUUGCGCUUCUAGUCAAAUCAGGGGGGUUGCUUAUUGGUGCUGUUGUGAACAUGAGACCUGAUUUAUUUAAGGCUACUGUAGCUGGAGUACCAUUUGUAGAUGUUGUGACUACAAUGCUUGGUCCAACUAUUCCUCUUACAACUGCAGAAUGGGAGGAAUGGGGUGAUCCUCGGAAAGAAGAGUUCUACUUUUACAUGAAAUCAUAUUCACCAGUUGACAAUGUUGUCAAGAGUGAUAUUCAGGAUGUGAUUGAUAAAGAUGGUGAGGGGUUCACUAUGGUCACAAAAAAAGCUGGAAAUGCAGGGACUGCUACUGUGAAGGGGUACGGUACAGAUGAUAUUCAUCCCAAUGUUUCUGGAAGCAAAGAUAAGCAGGGGCAGUCUUCUCCUGAUUCUAUGGAAAAGAUAUCAAUAGAAUCCUGUCCUGCUUCUGAUCUGUUGGUCAAUAAUUCUGACAGUGGUCAAACUGAGGCUCUAGAAUCUAAGUGUGAUACCAGGGUGAAUUCCAAUCUUGGGAACAAUGAUUGUUUAAUUCCUAUGAAUGACAUCCUUGAUACCAUGGUGUUGAAAGUUCGUGCACACAAUGAAUCUUGUAGAGCUGUUAGAUUUAUCAAUGAAGGACUUGUGAUCCUCACUGGUUCUCCAGAUUGUUCUAUUCUUGCAAUUGAUAUUGAAACAGGAUCUCCAGUUAGUUAUGGAUGGAUGUUCAUACAAUUAGCUGUGAGAGGGUAUGGUUUAUCCUACCCGUCAUCUUCAGCGGUCCGCGUCCGGUUUUUACUAAAUACACCUAGCAUGCUGAAUCUUAACCAAGAAUCUUUCUUUUUACUUCACAGACAUCUGAACAUUUCUAUUUGUUAUCAGAAUUGUUACUUUGCUCUAAGAAAUAAUUGUCAUAAACGGAUUACUCUACCAUACACAGGGGACAAAUACAUGCUUCAUAAACAAAGCACAAAAUGGAUAACAGUUAUGACAAUGGUGCCUCCAAGGCUAGAAAAGGGUGAUGGGGUGUUAAAUAAGCCAGUUAUAGAGAAAACAACUCCUGGAAGAGAGUCUGAGUUUGACUUGAGGAAAUCAAGGAAAAUGGCACCACCAUAUAGAGUGAUGCUACACAAUGACAACUACAACAAGAGGGAAUAUGUUGUGCAAGUGUUGAUGAAGUUAACUAGAAUUGGUCGAGAUGCAGUUUUAUAUGUUGAGUCGCUCAUUGAGUCAAUCAUGGGAGGAUUGGAAGGGCUAAUCAACAUUCUUGAUUCUGAAGGAGCUUCUACCAGAAAUCAGCUGAAACUACAAAUGGCUUUUGAUGGGCAGGAAAGAUAUAUGAAGAGAUCUUGGGAGCCAAGUGAUAAAGCCGGUCUUCACUUUGUCUACAAAGAUGUUGAAGGAGUAUCAACUCAAUGGGAUGAUAUUCAAAGAAAACUCAGGAACUUACCUCCCAAACCCGAUCCCUUCACUCCUGCAGAAGACGAAGAUUCCAAACCUAAAACCAAAUCUCAGAUCGAUAACAAGACAGAAGAACUCAAAGAUUUAGAAGAUGAUCUUGAUGAUAGUUGUUUCCUCGAAGAAUACAAGUACCUUCAACUCCCUUAA